This is a messenger RNA of Branchiostoma belcheri (Belcher's lancelet), 4382 nucleotides long. Its product is annotated as protein dispatched homolog 1-like. The record is from RefSeq and is a predicted model, not a curated record. Lineage: Eukaryota; Metazoa; Chordata; Leptocardii; Amphioxiformes; Branchiostomatidae. Gene Ontology annotation, cellular component: membrane.
AGAUGUAUGCUUACUGAAAUGAAGAGAUACAAACCAAUGCUGAAGUGAAGGUUUAACUUCUACUGGUGAUUUUUUUUAAUCAGCAGAAUACAAGAUGGGGUACUCCAAGGUGGUGGCUAACCAUGCCUUUGUGGUGUUUGGCAUCACUGUGGCCACCCUGGUCACCUGUGCUGUGGUCAGCUUCACCGUCCACCAGCUGCCCAACUUCUCAGACCCCAUCGCUGGAUUUGAGCCGCGAGGAACUGUGCUCGGUGACCGACUGUUCAGCUGGGACAACCUGAACGAUGCCACCUGCAGCUUCUCCGGCUGCAAGCUGCACAACAUUCCUCUCAAGUUCGCCCACGAACAGCAACCCAAGGACGACAGCCAUGAGGAUGAUGAUGAGGAGGACCCAAGGGCAACUGACCAGGACCGCCUGCCUGUGGUGGAACUGGAACUUGUCCACCAUUCCCUUGACCACUCGGGGAAUGGCCUCUGGGAUUCCCUGCCGCCCAAUCUCUACCAGACAUCCGGCAUGGAUCUGUUUGACGACUGGUACGAUGAUGAUGACUAUGAUGAUGAGGGAGACUACAGGGUGGUACGACCCGGCGUGGUGGAGGACAUGAAGGAUGGAGGCCGGCCUUACCCCGGGCACGUAGAAAACAUCGGGUUCACGGCAUCAUCCGCCACAGCCGCCCCACCAUCACCCGAGCAGCCCACACCGUGGAACCCCAACAACGGGACACUGGUACUGGACUCUCCUGGUCAGGACUUCGUCGACGUGACCACCUCACCUAGUGCUGCCACUCCGGCCACUGCUGCUGAGGCCAGGGUGGUCAGUCCUGUCGGUCAGAAGUGGACAUCCUCACCACUCACACACAGACCCAGGCAGAAGAGGACCAUUGGCCUGUGUCAGAUCAACCCUAGGCCUCUCCAAGUCACCUUCCCCUGUAACAACCCAAGCAGACAGUAUGCCCGAAUGGUGUUCGAGUCUGCGGGGAACUUCCACGAUGAGUUUAACCUCUUCACCCUGCCGGCCAUCCUCAGUAUGUGCUCCCUGGAGCAGGUGUUAGUCCGGGACCACGUCCAGUUCCCCAGUCUGUGUGUCACGUCCUCUUGCGACGACUGCUGUCCCAGCUGGUCCCUGGGCAACUACGUUGCACUCCUGCAGAACCGAGAGUCAUGCAGUGCCAUCACACAGGGAGACGUCAAGGCAGUCCUGGGGAGGCUGAAGCAGUGUUCUGGCUUCUACCACAACAACAGCCUAAAACAGGACUGUUGGAAGGCGGGAGAACCAUACCAGGACAGUUGCCCCCGGGUACCCGCACAGUGUGUGGAAUACAAUGCAGUGCACUCCAUCCUGCACUACCUUGUAGACAAAGACUUCCUCAGCCCUGAUCAACCCAAUGUCGACAUCCUUCGCUACGCCAUGGUGUUUGUUCCCGUUGCCAGCGGCCAGGCAAUGAUGGACAUCUACCAGGACAAGUUUGACAAGAAAACCAUCUCGGACGGCGUAACGAGAGUCGUUGGCAUCGACUUUGGGAUAAAGUACACGAUGUUUGAGCACUACCUCCGGAUGGAUACUGUGUAUCCCUGCAUCGCCAUGGCCAUUGUCAUCAUCAUCAUCCGUCUCUACACGGGCUCGGCCUUCAUUACCUUUAUGACGGUCUUCACCAUCGUCAGCUCCCUCAUUGUGUCGUACUUCUUCUACACCCUCGUGUUCCAGUUCCCGUUCUUCCCCUUCAUGAACCUCACCACCGUCAUCCUGCUGGUGGGAAUCGGAGCAGACGACGUGUUCGUGUACUGUGACAUUUGGCAGCACAGCAAACAGGAGAGACCAGGCUCCUCCUUAGUAGACAUCGUCUCAGAGACCCUGGGACAUGCAGCCUUAUCCAUGUUCGUGACAAGCUUCACCACAGCGGCCACCUUUUACGCCAACUUUGUCAGUAAGAUAACGGCCAUUCGCUGCUUCGGUGUCUACGCGGGCACUGCCAUCCUGGCCAACUUCAUCCUCAUGAUCACCCUCAUCCCAUCCACCGUCGUCAUCUAUGAAAAGUACAUCGCCAACAUCUGCACCUUCAAGAAGAAAAGCAAUGUCUACUCCCUCAAGAAGAGCUGCGUCGAGAUCUUCUGUGACCUUGGCAGGAAGGUCGAGUACGAGCUGUCAGAAAUGUCCAGGAUAUUCUUUGACAAGCUCCUCCCCUGCAUCGUCAUCAAGUACCGGUACGUGUGGCUGGUGUGGUUCGUGGGGAUGAUGGUGGGAGGGUUCAGCGUCCUGUUCGUGAUCCGGGGGCUUCACCUUCCGAGCCAGAAGGACUUCCAGGUCUUCAGCAGAUCCCACCCCUUUGAACAGUACGACAUGGUCCACCGGGAGCAGUUCUGGUUCGAGAAGGCGCAAGACAACGAGUACGCCUACCUCCCCAUCACCAUGAUCUGGGGUGUCGUACCAAAGGAUAACGGAAAUCACCUCAACCCAGACAGCCGAGGUAAAGUCAUCUUUGAUGACACCUUUGACGUUACAAGCACGGCGUCUCAGGAGUGGCUGAAGGGAUUCUGCUUCCGUCUCAGAAACCAGUCCUUCUACCAGCCGACUCCGGGACCACAGCUAACCAACUGCUUCAUCGAGCUGUUCCAACAGUGGAUGGACCGGGAGUGUGCGGACGAGCUGACGGGAGAGGACUUCCACCCCUGCUGUAACAAGUACGCCUUCCCAUACCCCAGAGACGUCUUCAAGUACUGCAUCAAAGUGGCCACCAUGGAGCUAGACAACAUGCCCAGAUUCAGGUUUUACAGGGAAACCCCCGGGCGGUUUGACGAGAAUGACAGGAUCCGGGGUCUCAUCAUUGAAUUUGACAGCAAGUACAAGUUCACGCUCGCUUUUGACACCAUGGACAAGUUUUACCACGAGGUCGAAACGUGGAUGCAAGGUGAGAUGAAGAGUGCGCCUUCGGCUAUGUCGCGCGGGUGGUUUGUCAGCUACUUUGACCACUAUGCCCUGCAGGAUAACCUGGCAACCGGGACCCUGAUUGCCUUGGGUCUGUCUGUCGCAAUAGCAUUGGCCGUGAUGUUCAUCACCACCCUUAACGUGCUCAUCAGCCUGUACGCCAUCUUAUCCAUCGUUGGAACGAUCGUGGUGACGGUCGGAUCCCUGGUUCUGCUGAACUGGGAGCUGAACAUCCUGGAGUCAGUCAUCAUGUCGGUUGCAGUGGGGCUGUCGGUGGACUUUUCAGUGCACUACGGCGUUGCAUAUCGCCUGGCGCCAGAAAAGGACAGGGAAUCUCGUGUCAUCUUUUCUCUCUCCAGAAUGGGGUCUGCGAUCACGAUGGCGGCCCUGUCCACCUUUGUCGCCGGUGCUCUGAUGAUGCCGUCAACGGUUUUGUCGUACGUCCAGCUGGGAACCUUCCUCAUGCUCGUCAUGACCAUCAGCUGGGGUUACGCAACCUUCUUCUUCCAGAGCCUGUGCCGGAUGCUGGGCCCGGAGGGGAACUGCUGCCACAUCUCCAUCCCGGCCUGCCACCUGCCAUGCGACGGGAUGCACAUCGUCAAGUCCGACUCUGCCCAACAGCCUACUACAGGUGCUGUAUCCUACGAAAUGGAGCCGCUGACGUCACAAAAAGUCUCCCGAUACAGACAGCGGGGGGACACGCUCCAAGUGUCCGUCGCCACGGUGAACGGCAGUUUGCGGCUGCCACCCAAAGGCAGGGCGGCCUCCAAGCUUCCCGACCAGUUGACAAUCGUAGGUGCACGUCAAAACCGGGACCCGUAUACAGAGAAGGACCUAAACACCAUAACCAUCCGGCAGAAUGGACAAAGCAGUCGGCCUCGUCUAAAAUAUGGCGAUGCGAGUGAAGGGGAAAAUCCGGAAACAGUGCCAAACCACAGAUCGAAUGUCCCCGACAUCUGGGUGCCCAGGGAGGGGGACAGUAGCUCACAGGAGGUCAGCAGAUGACAGGUGUGAUCUCAGACAGGGGAAGAGUUUGGAAACAAGGAGAUCCUUCUAAAUAUGGUAGAGUGGAUCCGAUUCAUCCCUCAUCUAACCAACAUUGCUCACACUGCAGUCGUCCCUCAGAAGGUGAGCCGAAUUGUUUGCAUUUAGAACUUUUAUUCGGCCUGUCAUGACCAAUUUUAACCUGUGGACUACUUCAAUGGUACAGAAUAAAAUAGAAGUGAGAACUCCGUGAACUACAUGAGCCUCAGUCAGAACACUUGAAGAAGCCCACAGGAAACUGGUAUUGACAGGCUGAAUAAUAGUUCUAAAUGUACAAUCUAUUGUACAAAACACAAUGUACAUGUACAAUCAUGCAUUUCGAACCAGAUGUCUUACCGGGACGUCUGCAGUGUGAUGCCUGUUAGCUCAAGAAUGUAUCCACUUUUAUAAAAAAUUUAAAGCAGAUCCUUCAGAA